UUGUAAAAGCAUAAAAAAGUCCCUGCUAUCGAAGCUCUACCACCUCCAUCAGCAGGCGACGGCAAAAAAAUCUUGAAAUAACAAAAUGGCUUCAUUCUUGGCACGAACUGGCGGCCCCCUGAUCGAAGCCGUUAGGCCAGCGGCCGUGAAAAAGAUUCUUGGCCUGGCUCCCAUCGCCGUCCAGCAGCUGAGGAACCUCAAUGUCCAGGAACACGUUUCCUACAGUCUGCUCAAUGAGGCCAAGAUCCCAACACCUCGUUUCGCUGUUGCCAAGAACGGCAAGGAGGCCAACGAUAUCGCCACCAAGCUGAAGACCGAUAACCUGGUGCUGAAGGCUCAGGUUUUGGCCGGAGGACGAGGCAAGGGAACCUUUAAGAAUGGCCUGAAGGGAGGUGUGCGAGUGGUAUACGAUCCCCAGACCGCUGAGGAACUUUCAGGCAAGAUGAUUGAUCAGCUUCUGGUCACCAAGCAAACUGGAGCAGCCGGUCGCAUCUGCAAGAAGGUGAUGGUUGCCGAAAGGAAGUUCCCCCGCCGUGAGUUCUACUUCGCCGUGAUGAUGGAGCGUGCCUUUAACGGUCCCGUGCUGAUCGCCUCCAAGGAGGGUGGUGUUGAUAUUGAGGAGGUGGCUGCCAGCAGUCCAGAUGCCAUUCUGUACGAACCCAUCGAUAUUGGCACUGGUUUGACCAGUGAACAGGCCGAAAAGAUCGUCAAGAAGGUUGGUCUGGGCGGCGACGGCGAGGACACACAUGUCCAGAUGCUGUUGAAUCUGUAUGACCUGUUCGUCAAGAAGGAUGCCCUCCUGGUUGAGAUCAACCCCUAUGCCGAGGAUGCCAUGUCCGGCUUCUUCGCAUUGGAUGCUAAGCUGCGAUUCGAUGACAACGCCGAGUUUCGUCAGAAGGAGCUGUUUGCGCUGCGCGAUUGGACCCAGGAGGAUCCCAAGGAAGUCGAGGCUGCCAAAUACAAUCUGAACUACAUUGCCCUGGAUGGCACCAUCGGCUGCAUGGUGAACGGCGCCGGUCUGGCCAUGGCCACCAUGGAUAUCAUUAAGUUGUAUGGUGGUGAACCGGCCAAUUUCCUGGAUGUCGGUGGUGGUGCCACUGCCGAGGCGGUCAAGGCCGCCUUCAAGAUCAUCACUUCCGAUCCGAAGGUGCUUUGCAUUCUGGUCAACAUCUUCGGUGGUAUUAUGCGAUGUGAUGUCAUUGCCGAGGGUAUCAUCUCCGCCACCAAGGAUCUGAAUCUGAACAUGCCCGUGGUUGUGCGUCUUCAGGGAACCAAAGUCAAGGAGGCCCGCGAACUGAUUCGCACAUCUGGACUGAAGAUUCUGGCCCGCGAUGAUCUGGACAAGGCUGCCGAUCUCGCCGUGCACUUGGCGCAAAUCGUCAAACUGGCCCGCGAAAUGAAGAUGGACGUGAACUUCGAGAUUCCCGAUGCCCAAAAGUAGAUAGCUCCAUCAGUUACCGGCUAAGUCAACACUCAUAAGCACACGCGGACACAAAAUGAAAGUCGACAAAAAAGUAGAACCAAAACCCAACAUUUACUCUAGCCACACGUAAACUACUCAAUGAAACUAUGCCAUCGGUUCGUAGUUAGAGCAUUAUGUAUUCGUAACGAUCGGUCGAACAAUUGAUGAAUUAAUUUUGCAAAAAUGUUAAGUUUAAAGCUGUUUAAAGUCCUAAGGAUAUGUCAUAGAUAAUUCGAAUAAUCGAGCAAGUUGAGUGUUCUCUUUGCACCUAAACAAUUUCUAUAUUGUAUCUUAAAUAGUCAACAUUAAUUGCACGUGAAUAAUAGAAAAUGGAAAUGAAAAUACGUUUUAAUUGUGAUUUUUGCAAAAGUUCAUUUAAAUUUUAUUUAUUGAAACGCGACGCUGCUUCUAAAGCAGAUGCAUCAUCUUGUGUAUUAUGCUAUUUAGUUUGCUUUAAAUUAAAACACCAAACAAUCAUAAA
Molecule: messenger RNA, 1943 nt
Organism: Drosophila mauritiana
Lineage: Eukaryota; Metazoa; Arthropoda; Insecta; Diptera; Drosophilidae
Gene: ScsbetaA
Product: succinate--CoA ligase [ADP-forming] subunit beta, mitochondrial
Exons: 8
Coding region: 86-1441 (451 amino acids)
Biological process (GO): tricarboxylic acid cycle; succinyl-CoA metabolic process
Cellular component (GO): succinate-CoA ligase complex; mitochondrion
Molecular function (GO): succinate-CoA ligase (ADP-forming) activity; metal ion binding; ATP binding
Source: RefSeq, a predicted model, not a curated record